UUUAUUUCAAAAGUGGAUUUUGAUUUUAUGUUUUGUUCCCUUAGGGUGUGUAUUUCCCACAAUUCAAAAUAAACAUUGACAUUGACCAUAUCUUUGUAUAUAGACUAUAUACAAAGACCAUAUCUACUUUGGAGGAAAUAGCAAUAUCAGUUAUCAGUGUAGUAACUGUUGAGUUUCAACAAAAAAUGCAAAAUGAUGAAAAGUGAAGUGAAUAUGUUCAAACCUCCAGAGCCUUUGAUAUUAAACGAGGAUAGUAAUGCAAGUUACAGAAAGUUCAAACAAAAAUUUAUGAUAUAUAUGAGAGCAACAAAUUAUAUUAUGGAAAAGGAUGACAGAAAAAUCGCUAUUUUAUUGAAUGUGGGCGGCGAAGUUGUUAUAGAUAUUUAUAAUGCCUUGGAAUUGAGUGAAGAACAGAAACAAAAUUAUGAAACUGUGAUGAUUGCUUUUGAUAACUAUUUUAUGCCAAAGAAGAAUGAACUGCUAAGCAGGUAUCUUUUCAAUAUAAGAAAGCAACUUGAAGGUGAAAUGCUUAAAGAUUUCAUUAGAGAAUUGAGAGAUUUAGCAGAACCAUGCAAUUUUGGACACCAGAAAGAAUCAUUAAUUAGAGAUCAAGUAAUCCUGGGUAUUUCAAAUGAUCAGUUGAGAAAUAAUUUGCUCUCACUCAGAACUUUAACACUUGAACAAAUGGAACAAAUUUGUAAUGCUUCUGAGUUGAAAAAAAAUCAAGUAAAACAGGAGGUAGAUGAAUAUUCCAUCCUUAACGGAGUGGGUUGUUUCCAUCAAGCUCCUAAUAUAAACAUUGAAUGCAUCCCAGAGUUGAUGGAGAUAGAAAAACAAGAGCCAUUUCAAUUGCCUGAAGGAUUGCCUCCAACUGUUCUAAACCUAAUGGAUGAUUUGAGGAGGGCAGGAGAAAACUAUAAGGGUGAUAAUAAGAAAGAUUUUUUCACAGAGGAAGUCAAUUUGAAUUUAUUAAG
Messenger RNA from Leptinotarsa decemlineata (Colorado potato beetle), 974 nucleotides. RefSeq names its product ubinuclein-1. The record is from RefSeq and is a predicted model, not a curated record. NCBI's taxonomy places the organism in Eukaryota, Metazoa, Arthropoda, Insecta, Coleoptera, Chrysomelidae.